CUUUCCGGUGCUGCUCAGUCAGUUCUUCAGCAGCUUUAGGAUUAAACAGAUCCACUAGUCAUGCGUGUAAACAGCUCGCAUCACAAUGACAUCAAAUACACCGUGCAUGUGACACGAGGUGUCUUGAAUCUAAUCGGUGUGUGGCCGUCACAAGUCAAUCCGUCCAAUCUUAGGCUCGUUUGGACGAGAUUGCUCAGAGUGCUGUGCCAGGCUCUGCUCUAUUUCAUUUUUAUUCCGGGAAUGUUGAAAAUAUUCCUCAAAGAGUCGAACGCCCGUCGUCGACUCAAAAUGAUCGGGCCCAUGUGCAACUGUCUAAUGGCCGUGUUGAAGCACAUGCUGCUGAUCUGUCAAAACAACAAGAUUAAGGACUGCAUUAAGCAUAUCGAAGAAGACUGGGCUCAGGUGAGCCAGACGGAGGAUCGCAGGAUCAUGAUGGGAAAUUCGAAAAUCGGUCGGAGCUUGGCAAUCUUAUGUGUGGCCUUCGUAUAUGGCAGCGGGUUUUCGUAUCGCACUAUCGUCCCGAUAACACGCGGCGUCGUCGUCACGCCGCAGAACGUGACGAUCAAGCCAUUAGGAUUCGCCGGAUACUACGUGUUCAUUGAUCCACAGAAGACGCCGGCUUACGAGAUCAUAUUUACCAUUCAGUUCCUUUCUGGUUUCGUGCAGUACUCAGUGACUAGCGGAGCCUGCAGUCUGGCGGCUUUACUGGUACUGCAUGCUUGCGGCCAAUUCAAGAUUCUCAUCGCUAAGAUGGAGAAUCUCACGCGAAUGAAUCAAUUCUCCAAUGUAGACGUCAACAGGAAAUUGGCAGCUGUUGUGAAACAACACAUAAGGAUUAAGAGCUUCUUAGACAAAGUAGAAGAUAUUUUGCAGUAUAUGUGUCUGGUAGAAGUAAUUGGAUGCACGUUCAUAUUGUGUCUUCUUGGAUACUACAUAAUAAUAGAAUGGGAAAAUAACGACGCAGUGUCUAUGCUAACGUAUACUAUACUUCUCCUAACAUUUAUUUUUAAUAUUUUCAUACUGUGCUUCAUCGGUGAACUUCUCACUGAUCAGAGCAUGAAGAUGUACAUCACUUCUUGUACUCUUAGUUGGUAUCGCAUUCCUUACAAAACUGCUCGCAGUCUCGUUCUAGUGGUCGCAAUAUCUAGCAUACCUACUAAAAUCACCGCAGGAAAAUUUAUGGAUCUGUCUCUCAAUAGCUUCGGUAUUGUAAGUAUGUUUUCAUUUCACGUGUUUCUAUCUGAUUUAGUUGACAUUAGGGAAGCUUCAAUAUUUUAAUUACUCAAAAUAUUAAAUUGUCAUUGAAUGUGUAAUUACUGUUCUUUCUAGAUUAUGCGAACAUCGUUCGCAUAUUUGAAUAUAUUACGGACAACUAGCAUUUAAGGCUGUAGUUCCUUAGACAAAAUAAAUAAACUUUAUUCGUAGGAUAUCUAGACUGAAGGUCUAGAUGCAAAUAGCGCUGUUUAAAUAAUAAAUCAAUGUAUAAAUAAGUAUAAAAAUUUGCAAAUUAUUUUGUUAUUCUGUUUUUAUAUUAGAAAA
Molecule: messenger RNA, 1539 nt
Organism: Odontomachus brunneus
Lineage: Eukaryota; Metazoa; Arthropoda; Insecta; Hymenoptera; Formicidae
Product: odorant receptor 22c-like
Exons: 4
Coding region: 61-1278 (405 amino acids)
Biological process (GO): sensory perception of smell; detection of chemical stimulus involved in sensory perception of smell
Cellular component (GO): plasma membrane
Molecular function (GO): odorant binding; olfactory receptor activity
Source: RefSeq, a predicted model, not a curated record